UCUCUGGUCCCGAUGUGCUCGAGUCACCCUGUAUCUCCACGUGGGUGUGGAGGGCGCGUCAUGGAGAGGACGGACGGCUGUGCUCUGUGCUGUCACCGCCUAGGCUCCCGGCACCCAGCGGGGCUGUUGCACUGGGCUGCAGGGGAAGACCCUGCGAAGGGGAGUGCUGGUCAGGGGCGAAGGAGCCGCCGAGCACGCCUGCCUUGCUGUCCUGCCUUUGGCGCCUGCUGGGGUCCGUCCCGUCCCUGUGUGUGGGCUUCUCUGGGCUCAGGGCUGGGGCUCCCUACUCGUGAGGGAUGUUGCAGUCAUCGUGGUGACCUGUCAGCUGGGUCCAGGAAGGUGCUCGGCGAGCUGUGGGAAUCACAGGGCGGCCCAGAGGCUCUUGUCCCUCUCAGAGGCCCCUCCUCACUCCUCAUCCUCUCCUCUGGUCUGGGAGGGACCUGGUGGGGAAGGUUGUCGGACACGAUCGUGAGUCCCGGGGACGAGUGAUCUGGGACUCCGCAGAGAGGUGUUAGCUGGGAGUUUCGUUUUGAUUGAGCUUGGGUUGGUCGGUUAGCUCUGCCCCCGGCGCGUCUGGUGGUUUUCUCGUCCUGUGUCUUCUGCACGGAGCUAACUUGGCCUUUCCCUCUGUUUUAGGGAGUCAGUACCAAAUGAGGAGGAAAGGACGAUGUCAUCGCGGCGCUGCAGCGAGACACCCUUCCUCCCCGUGCAGUACUAAGCACUCCCCCACGCGAGAGACCCUGACCUACGCGCAGGCCCAGAGGAUGGUUGAGAUAGAGAUCGAGGGGCGCCUCCAUCGGAUCAGUAUUUUUGAUCCCCUGGAGAUCAUACUGGAAGAUGACCUCACGGCUCAAGAAAUGAGCGAAUGCAACAGCAAUAAAGAAAAUAGCGAGAGGCCACCGGUGUGCUUAAGAACUAAGCGCCACAAAAACAACCGAGUCAAAAAGAAAAAUGAAGCCCUCCCCAGUGCCCACGGCACGCUGGCUUCGGCCAGCGCGCUUCCCGAGCCCAAGGUGCGGAUCGUGGAGUACAGCCCGCCGUCCGCCCCCAGGAGGCCCCCGGUGUACUACAAGUUCAUCGAGAAGUCGGCCGAGGAGCUGGACAACGAGGUGGAGUACGACAUGGACGAGGAGGAUUACGCCUGGCUGGAGAUCGUCAACGAGAAGCGCAAGGGCGACUGCGUGUCGGCCGUGUCGCAGAGCGUGUUCGAGUUCUUGAUGGACCGCUUCGAGAAGGAGUCCUACUGCGAGAACCAGAAGCAGGGGGAGCAGCAGUCCCUGAUCGACGAAGACGCCGUGUGCUGCAUCUGCAUGGACGGCGAGUGCCAGAACAGCAACGUGAUCCUCUUCUGCGACAUGUGCAACCUGGCCGUGCACCAGGAGUGCUACGGGGUGCCCUACAUCCCCGAGGGCCAGUGGCUCUGCCGACACUGCCUGCAGUCCCGGGCCCGGCCCGCCGACUGCGUGCUCUGCCCGAACAAGGGAGGUGCCUUCAAAAAGACAGACGACGACCGCUGGGGCCACGUGGUGUGCGCCCUGUGGAUCCCGGAGGUGGGCUUUGCCAACACGGUGUUCAUCGAGCCCAUCGACGGCGUGAGGAACAUCCCCCCGGCCCGGUGGAAACUGACGUGCUACCUCUGCAAGCAGAAGGGCGUGGGCGCCUGCAUCCAGUGCCACAAGGCAAACUGCUACACGGCCUUCCACGUGACGUGCGCCCAGAGGGCCGGCCUCUACAUGAAGAUGGAGCCCGUGAAGGAACUCGCGGGCGGCGCCACGACCUUCUCUGUCAGGAAGACCGCUUACUGUGACGCCCACACGCCCCCGGGCUGUACGCGGAGGCCUCUGAACAUUUACGGGGAGGUGGAGAUGAAAAACGGUGUCUGUCGAAAAGAGAGCUCCGUCAAAACGGUCAGGUCCACGUCCAAGGUCAGGAAGAAAGCGAAAAAGGCGAAGAAGACGCUGAGUGAGCCCUGUGCGGUCCUGCCGCCCGUGUGCGCCCCGUAUAUCCCCCCUCAGAGAUUAAAUAGGAUUGCGAAUCAGGUGGCCAUUCAGCGGAAGAAGCAGUUUGUGGAGAGAGCCCACAGCUACUGGCUGCUCAAAAGGCUGUCGAGGAACGGCGCCCCCCUGCUGCGGCGACUCCAGUCCAGCCUGCAGUCCCAGAGGAGCACGCAGCAGAGAGAAAACGACGAGGAGAUUCAAGCUGCCAAAGAGAAGCUGAAGUACUGGCAGCGGCUGCGGCACGACCUGGAGCGCGCGCGGCUGCUGAUCGAGCUCCUGCGCAAGCGGGAGAAGCUCAAGCGGGAGCAGGUGAAGGUAGAGCAGAUGGCCCUGGAGCUGCGGCUGACGCCGCUCACGGUGCUGCUGCGCUCCGUGCUGGACCAGCUGCAGGAGAAGGACCCGGCUCGGAUAUUCGCCCAGCCGGUGAGCCUGAAGGAGGUACCAGAUUAUUUGGAUCACAUUAAACAUCCCAUGGACUUUGCCACAAUGAGGAAACGGUUAGAAGCUCAAGGGUAUAGACACCUCACUGAGUUUGAGGAGGAUUUUAAUCUCAUUGUAGAUAACUGCAUGAAGUACAAUGCCAAGGACACGGUGUUUUAUAGAGCCGCCGUGAGGCUGCGCGAUCAGGGCGGUGUUGUUCUGAGGCAGGCCAGGCGCCAGGCCGACAGCAUCGGCUUCGAGGAGGCCUCGGGGAUGCACCUGCCCGAGCGGCCUGCUGCGGCCCCUCGGCGGCCUUUCUCCUGGGAAGACGUGGACAGGUUGCUGAACCCAGCCAACAGGGCCCACAUGGUCCUAGAGGAGCAGCUAAGGGAGCUGCUGGACAAGCUGGACCUCACGUGCGCCAUGAAGUCCAGCGGGUCUCGGAGCAAGCGGGCCAAGCUCCUGAAAAAGGAGAUCGCGGUCCUUCGGAACAAGCUGAGCCAGCAGCACAGCCAGCCCCCGCCCGCGGAAUCAGGUAUUGGAAGCUUUGAAGAGGAAAGUGCUCAGCUGGGGCAGGAGACGGGGGAGGAAGGAGAUAAAUCUCCCCCUAAACUUGAACCAUCAGAUGCAUUACCUCUUCCUUCAAACUCGGAGACUAAUUCAGAACCACCAACCCUCAAACCAGUAGAACUGAACCCAGAGCAGAGUAAACUAUUCAAAAGAGUCACAUUUGAUAAUGAAUCACAUAGCACUUGCACUCAGAGCGCACUGGUAAUCGGACACCCUCCAGAGCCCACCCUCGCCAGUAGUGGCGAUGCGCCGGCGGCGGCGGCCUCCGCGGUGGCGGAGCCAUCAAGCGAUGUAAACAGACGCACUUCUGUUCUCUUCUGCAAAUCGAAAAGUUCCUUCCGAGGUUGGAGACUCUUCUGCAGCCAAGAAAAAGGUCGCGGAGCACCUGCGGCGACUCCGAGGUGGAGGAGGGGUCCCCGGGAAAGCGCCUGGACACAGACUGGCAGUAGAUACGGUGGACGCGGGAUGAGCCCUGUCGCCCUCCCGUGCGGCCCGGGAGUCUUAGUAGCACCAGGACCUGCUCCGCACGCGGGCCUGACGCUGCGCAUCCGGCUCCCAUUUCUGGCUCCACCUCACCUCCGCCUCCGUGCUCUCUGCGCGCCCCGGAUCGCUCGCUCCGAGCGGCGCUCUCCGCCAUCUGAGGACUCGAACUGUUCUGAACCUUGUGAUUUUUCCAAAGAUUCAUCCGUGCGCUCUGCCUUGUAGGGGUUCUUCUGGCGUCCCACAGCACGCCGCAAGAUUUCCGAGUUAGAGUGAACACAGAUCCCUUCGUUUGGAGACACUCGGCCCCCCCGGGGGCUCCCUGCUCUUGAGCUGUGGGCGGCGCCGCGGGCCGGGGUUAGAGCCCCCGACUCCGCUCUUCCGGUGCCACGUCGCCUGGGGCCUGCGCUCCGUCCCCCGCUUCCUUCUUCCCUGACGCUUCUGUGAUUCCCAGAACGGGCUUCCGGGCCGGCACUUUCCUGCUUCUGGUCUCUGCUCCCGAGACUCCUGCUGUGUGCACGUGGUGUGUGUGUGCGUGGGAGAGAGAGAGGGACAGAGUCAAGGAGAGAGAGAGACAGAGACAAGGAGAGACAGAUGAGACAGGGAGAGACACAGAGACAAAAAACAGUCAAAGAAACAGACACAGAGACGGAGAGAGAC
Molecule: messenger RNA, 4127 nt
Organism: Panthera uncia (snow leopard)
Lineage: Eukaryota; Metazoa; Chordata; Mammalia; Carnivora; Felidae
Gene: BRD1
Product: bromodomain containing 1
Exons: 9
Coding region: 651-3692 (1013 amino acids)
Biological process (GO): regulation of transcription by RNA polymerase II
Cellular component (GO): MOZ/MORF histone acetyltransferase complex
Molecular function (GO): protein binding
Source: RefSeq, a predicted model, not a curated record